Messenger RNA from Nezara viridula (southern green stink bug), 951 nucleotides. NCBI's taxonomy places the organism in Eukaryota, Metazoa, Arthropoda, Insecta, Hemiptera, Pentatomidae. The record is from the annotation of a GenBank genome assembly.
GAAAAACAAUGUAACCUUGUCUGUUCAAGCCAAAACAAAAUAGAGAAACCUUUUUGUAGUUUUGAGUUAAUGUAGUUAAAAUAUAAAUAUAUUUAUUUUAAUAGUAAUUUCCUUGGAAUGUAAAUAAAAUGAAAUUAACUAAUGCUACCUUUUCAACCACGAUACUAUUUCAAUUUAUGUUCAUUCUGGCAGAUAUAGCUUGCAAUGCAAUAUCUGAUAAAUUUAUUGUUAGAUAUAAGAUGGUAACCUUAUUGGUCAUAUAUGUGAUCCAGGAUGCUUUGAUUUUAAUAUCUAUAACACUGGUGUGUUUUGCCCUUUUUCGCACAAAUGUUUUUAAGAAUGGUUUCAUGAGCAUUCUCCUAAAAAGAUUCAAACUUCCUUUAAUUUUUUCUAUCAUCUACCUGCUGGUAACCGUAGGUCUUCAGACGGAUAUCUUGUUUUCCCGGGAUGAAAAACCAUACUUUUGGGGAAAUGGUAUAGAUAUCCUAUAUUUUGUACAAAGAUUUGUGGCUGUUUUUUAUUAUUAUUUCAUUAAGCGUACAGCUUUAAGACUUGCAGAUCCAAGAUUUUACGAUCCUGAAUGGCUGAAGCAUGCAAUAGCUCAUGAGAAUGCAAGAUAACAACAAACAUAAUCAAAAGAAUGAAUGAACAAAAAUCAAAACUUUUGUGAUAAAAAAUAGAGUCUAGUCAUUGUCAAAAGCAAUAAUCAUAAUAAGACAAUAAAUAACUUAAAUAUAUUAGCAAUUAGAAUUGAAAUGUUAAAAAUUAUUUUGAAGUUAGAUAUGAAAAUUAGGUUAAUCCAGACCCAUGUAAUUCUUAGUUAAGGAUCAUAAAAAAAAAUGUUAUUUUGUUGACUUACUACGAACAAAUAGUUUUGAUGAAACUGAAAUUUGAAGCGCAUAUACUUAUUGAUAUUCAAGUAAAAAUUCAUUAGGUGUAUCAUAAUAAACC